GGGUACACCACUGAUGACAUAGAGUUCUACUGGCGAGGAGGUGACAAUGCUGUGACGGGGGUGGAGAGAAUAGAACUCCCCCAGUUCUCCAUUGUGGACCACAAACUCAUCUCCAAGAAUGUUGUCUUCUCUACAGGUGAUGUCUUAUGCCCCAAAUGCCCCUAAUGAAGCUUCUCUCAUUAACGUAUCCCUAUAGCUAGGUACAGAUACACGCGGUAAUUGAGGUAAUAUGUACAUGUAGGUAGAGUUAUUGAAGUGACUAUGCAUAGAUAAUAAACAGAGAGUAGCAGCAGCGUAAAGGGGGGGGGGGGGGGGGGGGGGAAGCUGUUUAGAAGCCUCUUGGACCUAGACUUAGCGCUCCGGUACUGCUUGUCGUGCGGUAGCAGAGAGAACAGUCUAUGAUUAGGGUGGCUGGGCCUUCCUCUGACACUGCCUGGUAUAGAGGUCCUGGAUGGCAGGAAGCCAGUGAUGUACUGGGCCGUACGCACUACCCUCUGUAGUGCCUUGCGGUCGGAGGACGAGCAUUUGCCAUACCAGGCAGUGAUGCAACCAGUCAGGAUGCUCUCAAUGGUGCAGCUGUAGAACCUUUUGAGGAUCUGGGGACCCAUGCCAAAUCUUUUCAGUCUCCUUAGGGGGAAUAGGUUUUGUCGUGCCCUCUUCACGACUGUAUUGUUGUGCUUGGACCAUGUUAGUUUGUUGGUGAUGUGGACUUGAAGCUCUCAACCUGCUCCACUACAGCCCCGUCGAUGAGAAUGGGGGCGUGCUCAGUCCUCUUCUUUUUCCUGUAGUCCACAAUCAUCUCCUUUGUCUUGAUCACGUUGAGGGAGAGGUUGUUGUCCUGGCACCACACGGCCAGGUCUCUGACCUCCUCCCUAUAGGCUGUCGAGUCGUUGUCAGUGAUCAGGCCUACCACUGUUGUGUCAUCGGCAAACUUAAUGAUGGUGUUGGAGUCGUGACUGGCCAUGAGGUCAUGAGUGAGCAGGGAGUACAGGAGGGGCCCCCGUGUUAAGGAUCAGCGUGGCGGAUGUGUUGUUACCUACCCUUCCAUUACCACCUGGGGUGCGGCCCGUCAGCAAGUCCAGGAUCCAGUUGCAGAGUGAGGUGAUUAGUCCCAGGGUCCUUAGCUUAAUGAUGAGCUUUGAGGGCUGAUCUGUAGUCAAUGAAUAGCAUUCUCACAUAGGUGUUCCUUUUGUCCAGGUGUGAAAGGGCAGUGUGGAGCGCAAUAGAGAUUGCAUCAUCUCUGGAUGUGUUGGGCCGGUAUGCAAAUUGGAGUGGGUCUAGGGUUUCUGGGAUAAUGGUGUUGAUGUGAGCCAUGACCAGCCUUUCAAAGCACUUCAUGGCUACAGACGUGAGUGCUACGGGUCGAUAGUCAUUUAGGCAGGCUACCUUAGUGUUAUUGGGCACAGGGACUAUGGUGUUCUGCUUGAAACAUGUUGGUAUCAGACAGGGAGUUGUUGAAAACGUCAGUGAAAACACUUGCCAGUAGGUCAGCACAUGUUCGGAGUACACGUCCUGGUAAUCCGUCUGGCCCUGCGUCCUUGUGAAUGUUGACCUGUUUAAAGGUCUUACUCACGUUGGCUACGGAGAGCGUGAUCACACAGUCGUCCGGAACAGCUGAUGCUCUUAUGCAUGUUUCAGUGUUACUUGCCUCGAAGCGAGCAUAGAAGUAAUUUAGCUCGUCUGGUAGGCUCGUGUCACUGGGCAGCUCGCAGCUGUGCUUCCCUUUGUAGUCUGUAAUAGUUUGCAAGCCCUGCCACAUCCGACGAGCGUCGGAGCCAGUGUAGUACGAUUCGAUCUUAGUCCUGUAUUGACGGUUUGUCUGUUUGAUGGUUCGUCGAAGGGCGUAGCGGGAUUUCUUCUAAGCUUCUGGGUUAGAGUUCCACUCCUUGAAAGCGGUAGCUCUACCCUUUAGCUCAGUGCGGAUGUUGCCUGUAAUCCAUGGCUUCUGGUUGGGGUAUGUACGUACAGUCGCUGUGGGGACGACGUCAUCGAUGCACUUAUUGAUGAAGCCAAUGACUGAUGUGGUGUACUCCUCAAUGCCAUCGGAAGAAUCCCGGAACAUAUUCCAGUCUGUGCUAUUAAAACAGUCCUGUAGCUUAGCAUUUGCUUCAUCUGACUACUUUUUAUUGACCGAGUCACUGGUGCUUCUUGCUUUAGUUUGUGCUUGUAAGCAGGAAUCAGGAGGAUAGAAUUAUGGUCAGAUUUGCCAAAUGGAGGGCGAGGGAGAGCUUUGUACGCAUCUCUGUGUGUGGAGUAAAGGUGGUGUAGAGUUUUUUUCCCUCUGGUUGCACAUUUAAUAUGCUGAUAGAAAUGAGGUAAAACUGAUGUAAGUUUCCCUGCAUUAAAGUCCCUGACCACUAGGAGCGCCGCCUCUGGAUGAGUGUUUUCCUGUUUGCUUAUGGCCCUAUACAGUUAAUUGAGUGCGGUCUUAGUGCCAGCAUCGGUUUGUGGUGGUAAAUAGAUAGCUACGAAGAAUAUAGAUGAAAACUCUCUUGGUAGAUAGUGUGGUCUACAGCUUAUCAUGAGAUACUCUACCUCAGGCGAGCAAAACUUCGAGACUUCCUUAGAUAUCGUGCAACAGCUGUUGUUGACAAAUAUACAAUAAACCUUGUCUUACCAGAUCUCCCCUGAUUGCAUGUAGCUUUGACAUUGGAUCUCCUCUGACAGGCUGGCAUAUGCAUUCUGUUUCUAGGACAUUUGGCACAUACAGUGAGGGAAAAAAGUAUUUGAUCACCUGCUGAUUUUGUACGUUUGCCCACUGACAAAGACAUGAUCAGUCUAAAAUUUUAACGGUAGGUUUAUUUGAACAGUGAGAGACAGAAUAACAACAACAAAAAUCCAGAAAAACGCAUGUCAAAAAUGAAUUGAUUUGCAUUUUAAUGAGGGAAAUAAGUAUUUGACCCCUCUGCAAAACAUGACUUAGCACUUGGUGGCAAAACCCUUGUUGGCAAUCACAGAGGUCAGACGUUUCUUGUAGUUGGCCACCAGGUUUGCACACAUCUCAGGAGGGAUUUUGUUCCACUCCUCUUUGCAGAUCUUCUCCAAGUCAUUAAGGUUUCGAGGCUGACGUUUGGCAGCUCAAACCUUCAGCUCCCUCCACAGAUUUUCUAUGGGAUUAAGGUCUGGAGACUGGCUAGGCCACUCCAGGACCUUAAUGUGCUUCUUCUUGAGCCACUCCUUUGUUGCCUUGGCCGUGUGUUUUGGGUCAUUGUCAUGCUGGAAUACCCAUCCACGACCCAUUUUCAAUGCCCUGGCUGAGGGAAGGAGGUUCUCACCCAAGAUUUGACGGCACAUGGCCCCGUCCAUCGUCCCUUUGAUGCGGUGAAGUUGUCCUGUCCCCUUAGCAGAAAAACACCCCCAAAGCAUAAUGUUUCCACCUCCAUGUUUGACGUGGGGAUGGUGUUCUUGGGGUCAUAGGCAGCAUUCCUCCUCCUCCAAACACGGCGAGUUGAGUUGAUGCCGAAGAGCUCAAUUUUGGUCUCAUCUGACCACAACACUUUCACCCAGUUCUCCUCUGAAUCAUUCAGAUGUUCAUUGUCAAACUUCAGACGGCCCUGUAUAUGUGCUUUCUUGAGCAGGGGGACCUUGCGGGCGCUGCAGGAUUUCAGUCCUUCACGGCGUAGUGUGUUACCAAUUGUUUUCUUGGUGACUAUGGUCCCAGCUGCCUUGAGAUCAUUGACAAGAUCCUCCUGUGUAGUUCUGGGCUGAUUCCUCAUCAUUCUCAUGAUCAUUGCAACUCCACGAGAUGAGAUCUUGCAUGGAGCCCCAGGCCGAGGGAGAUUGACAGUUCACCAACUGUUGUCACCUUCUCACCAAGCUGCUUGGCGAUGGUUUUGUAGCCCAUUCCAGCCUUGUGUAGGUCUACAAUCUUGUCCCUGACAUCCUUGGACAGCUCUUUGGUCUUGGCAUUGGUGGAGAGUUUGGAAUCUGAUUGAUUGAUUGCUUCUGUGGACAGGUGUCUUUUAUACAGGUAACAAGCUGAUAUUAGGAGCACUCCCUGUAAGAGUGUGCUCCUAAUCUCAGCUUGUUACCUGUAUAAAAGAUACCAGGGAGCCAUACAUCUUUCUGAUUGAGAGGGGGUCAAAUACUUAUUUCCCUCAUUAAAAUGCAAAUCAAUUUAUAAACAUUUUUGACAUACGUUUUUCUGGAUUUUUUUGUUGUUAUUCUGUCUCUCACUGUUCAAAUAAACCUACCAUUAAAAUUAUAGACUGAUAAUUUCUUUGUCAGUGGGCAAACGUACAAAAUCAGCAGGGGAUCAAAUACUUUUUUCCCUCACUGUAGGGGGAGGUGGGAGGAGAGUGAGGCUCCUAUGAAGGGGGAGGAGUGAUGGAGGGUCCAGAGAGAGAGGUGGAGGGGAGACUCCGUGGUGGUGCCGGAACAGAUGUGGGACGUUCCCGCUUCAGCCGAACUGGCACAGGCCCCUCAGAAAUGGAGCAUGCUCAUGUGUUAUUUAAAAAAUAAAUGGUUUGAUGGAAUGAUUUAUUCAUAAUCUUACAUUUUCAUAUUCAUGAAUUUGUCAUGCAAGCAGGCAGGAGUACAAUGGUAUUGUAUAUAGAGGGUCGGGGAAACUACUUUAUUGAAUUGGAUCAAUAUAAUGACACAGAGUGAGUCAAACAAUUACAGAGUUCAUGUGUCCCCUUUAACUGGUAAACCCGACGUUUUCUGAUGCAUAGAGAAUGUACAGUAGUUAUAGCUUAUCCGUAUCUCUAUGGGCUGUGACUGCACUGCUUAGGCAUUGAGGAUGGGGGAUUCCCAUUUUCUACUGCAGCCCGCUGAGACUAGUAAGGACUGACCCUCAGGUCACAUGGAGAAGCACACAUCAGCAGAAAUGGUUGGCAUUUAUCCAAUACAACCCCCUAUGUUGUGGUAAGGACAGAAAAAUGCCCUCUAUUAACAAGAUUGCGACACCUCCCCUCUGUAACCGUAACAACCCCACUGUUUCAUUAGUCCUUGAGGAAACCCUUCCUGCAUCUCUAAUUGCCGUGGGCUGCACACUAAACUCACGAAAACUAACUGUGAACUACUCACUGGAGAUGUGUGCUGGAGGUGUUUUUAUGCCCACUCUGUCAUAUAUUCACCUUUCUUCUCCUACUCCUCCUGCACCUGCUGUUUAGCUUUUCCUCAGCUCCUUAUACCGUGGGUCCUUCUUGAUGUCAGCUCUAACGGUCCUCCCUCGCCUGCCAUUGUAAUAGAAUAAUACAACCUAACUAAAAUACAACCCAAUCCCCAAGGACACAAAAAUAUGAGCAUGUUCAAGUAAUGCUGCCAUACAACGGCCUGCUGGGUUUAUUUCAAAGAAAGCCUAGAUAAGCAAAAAUAGAGGGCUCUCCUAGGCAGGCAAAGAACCCCUCUCGCCAUACAUAUAGAUAUAGGCAUAACUGAUAGUGCAAGAGAACGCUGAUGCCACAGAGUUAAAGCCAGAACCAGGAUUUUUUCUGCUGAGUGUUUACCCAUCAGAGAUAUUGGAGAGGACAACAGGGAGUGGAACCCUUCAGGCAGCCUUUGUCAGGCAAAGGAUGUUAGUCCUAUAUACUGUAGACAUAGCCUCAGGAGGCAAGCAUAAAGCAAGGUAAAGUCAAUAGAAACUGAUCCGGAUGAGAGGACAGAGGAAAAUAGCAGUGUCUUACACACCACUUGUAUGUAUGUUAGUCUUGUGUCAUCUUACGUUGACAAUGUCUACUCUCCCUAUAGGAUCCUACCCCCGACUCUCCCUCAGCUUCAAGCUAAAGAGGAACAUCGGCUAUUUCAUCCUGCAGACCUACAUGCCCUCUAUCCUGAUCACAAUCCUCUCCUGGGUCUCCUUCUGGAUCAACUAUGACGCCUCCGCUGCCAGAGUGGCUUUGGGUAGGUACUUGUUUGUCAUGGAUUUUUUUCAUGUGACCAGUGACUAAGCUCACGACAACAUUAGCCAAAGCACAAGCCUGAGGCAUGGUUUAGCUACUGGGAAUCCAUAGUGUAAGGGCUGGAUUCAAUCCGUAUCGUGGAUGUAUCACGGAAGAUCCGCAAUUUUUUUUAAACGGGAAUUUCUGAUUGAGCUAACAUAUGCAGCAUUUACCAUGAAUACAGUCUCCGCGACCACGGGAACUUGCCUUUAAUUGUCAAUUGCGCUAUAAAGCAGAUCUUCAGAGCUAUGGAUAGAAAAGAGCCCUAACACUACAUCAUACUACAUACUAACAUAAUGGGAUGCUGUUUCUUUUCACAAAGAUCUAUAGUGGUUUUGAAUCUAAUCUCUAAUAGUUUCACCUUGUAUUGCCAAAACAUAUUUUGUUGAGUUCACAUGAAGGACAGGGAGGAUCUAAAAGAUUUGUCCACAUUUAUGUUUUACUUUAACUUUUUCAAAUCCAAUAAAAAAUUAAAAAAUGUGCCACGAUGCAGAGUAAAAUAAUUUAAAUAAACAUACAAAUAGUAACAUAAAAGGAACAAAAUAUACAAGAAUGGAGCUAUAUACAGGGAGUACCAGUACCAGAUCAAUGUGCAGAGGUACGAGGUAUUUGAGGUAGAUACAGUUUGUUACGCUACAAAUGUAUUCUAAAAAUAUUAAAUCGAUUUUUUUCCUCAUCAAUCUAUACAAAAUACCCCAUAAUGACAAAGCAAAAACAGGUUUUUAGAAAUGUAUUAAAAAUAGAAAAUGGAAAUAUCACAUUUACGUAAGUAUUCAGACCCUUUACUCAGUACUUUGUUGAAGCACCUUUGGCAGCGAUUACAGCAUCGAGUCUUCUUCGGUAUGAUGCUACAAGCUUGACACACCUGUAUUGGCGGCAGGUAGCUUAGUGGGUAAGAGCAUUGUGCCAGUAACCGAAAGGUCGCUGGUUCUAAUCCCCGAGCCGACUAGGUGAAAAGUAUGUCGAUGUGCCCUUAAGCAAGGCACUUAACCCUAAUUGCUCAUGUAAGUCGCUCUGGAUAAGAGCGUCUGCUAAAUGACUAAAAUGUAAAUGUUAAAAUAUUUGGGGAGUUUCUCCCAUUUAUCUCUGCAGAUCCUCUCAAGCUAUGUCAGGUUCGAUGGGGAGCGUUGCUGCACAGCUAUUUCCGGUUCUCUCCAGAGAUGUUCUGGGUUCUGGGGCCACUCAAGGACAUUUAGAGACUUGUCCCGAAGCCACAUCUGACAUUGUCUUGGCUGUGUGCUUAGGGUCAUUGUCCUGUUGGAAGGUGAACCUUCGCCCGAGUCUGAGGUCCUGGAGCAGGUUUUCAUCAAGGAUGAUAUUUCCCUCGAUCCUGACUAGUCUCCCAGUCUCUGCCACUGAAAAACAUCCCCACAGCAUGAUGCUGCCACCACCAUGCUUCACCAUAGGGAAGGUGCCAGGUUUCCUCCAGACGUGACGCUUGGCAUUCAGGCCAAAUAAUUACAUCUUGGUUUCAUCAGACCAGAGAAACUUGUUUGUCAUGGUCUGAGAGUCUUUAGGUGCCAAACUCCAAGCGGGUUGUCAUGUGCCUUUUACUGAGGAGUGGCUUCCGUCUGGCCACUCUACCAUAAAUGCCUGAUUGAUGGAGUGCUGCAGAGAUGGUUGUCCUUCUGGAAGGUUCUCCCAUCGCCACAGAGGAACUCUGGAGCUCUGUAAGCGUGACCAUUGGGUUCUUGGUCACCUCCCUGACCAAGGCCCUUCUCCCCCGAUUGCUCAGUUUGACCAGGCGGCCAGCUCUAGGAAGAGUCUCGGUGUUUCCAAACUUCUUCUACUUAAGAAUGAUGGAGGCCACUGUGUUCUUGGGGGGACCUUCAAUGCUGCAGAAAUGUUUUGGUACCCUUCUGCAGAUCUGUGCCAUCGACACAAUCCUGUCUCGGAGCUCUACGGACAAUUCCUUCGACCUCAUGGCUUGGUUUUUGCUCUGACAUGCAAUGUCAACUGUGGGACCUUAUAUAAACUGGUGUGUGCCUUUCCAAAUCAUUUCCAAUCAAUUGAAUUUACCACAGGUGGACUCCAAUCAAUUUUAACAACAACAUCUUAAGGAUGAUCAAUGAAAACAGGAUGCACCUGAGCUCAAUUUCGAUUCUCAUAGCAAAGGGUCUGAAUACUUAUGUAAAUAAGAUAUUUAUGUUUUUUAUUUUUAAUAAAUGUGCGGAAAUUUCUAAAAACCUGUUUUCGCUUUGUCAUCAUGGGAUAUUGUGUGUAGAUUGCUGAGGAUGUUUAGUUUUUUAAUCCAUUUUAGAAUAAGGCUGUAACGUAACAACAUUUGGAAAAAGGGAAGGGGUCUGAAUACUUUCCGAAGGCACUGUAUGUACAUAAAGGCAGGGUAAAGUGACUAGGCAUCAGGAUAGAUAAUAAUAAGAGUAAGAAUAAAGAACGGAGUUGUAGCAGCAUAUGAUGAGUGUGAAAUUGUGUGUGUGUAUAUUUGUGUGCUUGUGUAGUGUAUGUGAAUGUGUGUGGGUUUUGUGUGAGAGUAUCAGUGUAGUGUGUGUGUGAGUGAAUAUAUAUAGUCUUGUGAGUGUGUAUAGAUAGUGCAUAGAUAGGGUCAAUGCAGAUAGUCCAGGUAACCAUUUAAUUAACAAUUUAGCAGUCUUAUGGCUAUUUAGCAGUCUUAUGGCUUUGGUGAAGAAGCUCUCGGAGCCUGUUGGUCAGAGAGCCGAUGCUCCAGCACCGUUUGCCGGAUGGUAGCAGAGUGAACAGUCUAUUGCUUGGGUGGCUGAAGUCUUUAGCAAAUUUUUCAGGCCUUCCUAUGACACCGCCUGAUAUAGAGGUCCUGGAUGGCUGGGAGCUCGGCCCCAGUGAUGUACUGGGCCGCCCGCACCACCCUCUGUAGUGCUUUGCUGUCGAGGGCGGUGAACUUGUCAUACCAAGCGGUGAUGCAGCCAGUCAAGAUGCUCUGGAUUGUGCAGCUUUAGAACUUUUUUAAAUCCGAGGGCCCAUGCCAAAUCUUUUCAACCUCCUGAGGGGGAAGAGGCGCUGUCGAGCCCUCUUCACAACUGUGCGUGUCUGUUUGGACCAUGUUAAGUUCUUAAUGAUGUGGAUGCCAAGCAACUUGAAGCUCUCGACCCGCUCCAUUACAGCCCUGUCGAUGUGGAUGAGGGCGUACUCUCCCCUCUUUCUCCUGUAGUUAACAUUCAGCUCCUUGGUCUUACUGCCGUUGAGGGAGAGGUUGUUGUCCUGACACCACACUGCCAAGUCUCUGAUCUCCUCCCUGUAGGCUGUCUCAUCGCCGCCGGUGAUCAGGCCUACCACCGUCGUGUCGUCAGCAAACUUGAUGAGGGUGUUGGAGUCGUGCGUAGCCACAAGGUCAUGGGUGAACCGGGAGUAAAGCUGGGGACUAAGCACCCACCCCUGAGGGGCCCCCAUGUUGAGGUUCAGCUUGGCGGAGGUGUUGUUGCCUACCUUUACCACCGGGGGCCAGCCUGUCAGGAAGUCCAGGAUUCAGUUGCAGAGGGAGGUGUUCAGUCCCAGGGUUCUGAGCUUGGUGAUGAUCUUGGGGGGAUUAUGGUAUUGAACGCUGAUCUGUAGUCUAUGAACAACAUUCUCACAUAGUUAAUUCCACUCUUGUCCAGGUGGUAGAGGGCAGUGUGAAGUGCAAUUGAGAUUGCAUCAUCUGUGGAUCUGUUGGGGCGGUAUGGAGUGGGUCCAGCGUGUUUGAUAUGAUGGUGUUGAUGUGUGUCAUGACUAUCCUUUCAAAGCACUUCAUAAUUACAGAUGUGAGUACUACAGGGUGAUAGUCAUUUAGACAGGUUACCUUGGAGUUCUUGGGAACAGGGACAAUGGUGGUCAGCUUGAAACAUGUUGGGGUUACAGACUGGGACAAAAAGGGAUUUAAAUGUCAGUGAAGACACUUGCCAGCUGGUCUGCGCAUGUUCUUAGAAUGCAUCCUAGUAUUCUGUCUGGCCCGGCGGCCUUGGAAGUGUUAACCUGUUUAUAAGUUUUACUCACAUCUGCCACGGAGAGCGAGAUCACAUCUGGAACAACAGGGGCUUUCAUACAGGACUCUGUGUUGUUUUCCUCAAAGCGAGCAUAGAAGGCAUUUGGCUCGUUUGGGAGUUCUGCGUCACUGGCCAUCUCACUGGGUUUCACUUAAUAAUCUGUAAUCGUCUGCAAGCCCUGCCACAUUUGACGAGAGUUGGAGCCGGUGUAAUAGGAUUCCACCUUCCUCCUGUAUUGUAAUUUUGCAUGCUUAAUGUCUCGUUGGAGGUUGUAGCGUGCUUUUUGUAUUCGUCCAUGUCUGUGUCCCAUUCCUUGUAAGCGGUAGAACAGAUAUUGCCUGUAAUCCAUGGUUUUUGAUUUGGAUACUUUCGUACAUGUAUAGUCACUGUGGGGAGGACGUCGUCUAUGCACUUAUUGAUGAAGCCCGUGACUCCUCAAUGCUAUCAGAUGAAUCCCAGAACGUAUCCCAGUCUGUACUAGCAAAACAGUCCUGUAGCCUCGCAUCUGCUUCAUCGGAUCUCUUCCGUAUUCAGUACAUCACUGGUACUUCCUGUUUGAGCCUCUGGGUGUGUGCUUUCUUGUUUGUUCAUGGCCCCAUACAGUUCAUUGAGUGCCAAAGUGGUGUUAGCUUGUGGAGGGAUGUAGACAGCCAUGAUAAUUAUGGAUGAGAACUCUCUUGGUACAAAAAAGGUCUGCAGUUUACCAUGAGUUAUUCUAUGUCAGGUGAGCAAAUGCUUGAGACAUCCUGUUCUUGUUUAUGAAAAGGCACACCCCUCCCCCUUUGGACUUGCCCGAGGCUGCCGUCGUCCGAUUGUGCCAUGUUCAUAGAUUGGGACCAUCCAAGUUUCUGCGAGGCAUAUAAUAUUGCAGCUUUUUAAGUCUCUCUUAUAGGAGACUCUCGAAUGAAGCUCAUCCAUCUUUUUCUUGAGUGACUGGACAUUUGGACAAUAAAAUGGAGGGGAACGCUGGUCGAUUUUCUCUUCGUCUCAGUCUAACCAGGAUGCCAGCCCAUCUACCGCAUCUACGUCUGCUGCAUUUUGGUACUCCAUGAAACAAAGGAAUAAUGUCCAGUGUGAACAAAAGAACAGCUCAGUCAGAGUUGAAGUCGAAAUCGAGGUUAGUAACUGUCAAUCUGAUAUUCAAAAGUGCUUGGCAGUCGUGUGACAAUAGUAUGAAUUCUUGUUACACAAAAAGUAAAGAUAAACACGAAAAAAGUAACUAAAUAGCGAAGUCAGGUUGGAACUCGUAAGAUGGCUUGGGAGAAAAAGCAUGAUGCAGCAGCAUUACGGAACACAACAUUCGAGAUGCUUCCUAAAGUAGAGUGAUGGAUGACUGAAGUGAUUUGUUUCCACUCUGAUUUGAGUGCCUCUGCGUUUUAGGUUCCCUGUAUUUUGGAAGUCAUAAUUUCUCGCUGUCAUCCUUUAUUGCGUAAGUCUGGCUCAUGAGGUCUGCGGUGCUGCCUGCCUGCCUACAUAGGAUAUAGAAAGCUCCAUUCUCCCUCGCCUGUCCCCAUCGCUGGCUCCCUCGAUAAGAGCAGCACUCUCCUUGAUUGGAGACUGACCUGCAUUUAUUUAUCCGAGAGGGGAGGGAUGUAUGGGAUUUAAUGAAAACCAUAAGUAAUGCUUGAUAAUGGAGGCGGCUGGACAGGGGGUUGGUCAACCCAGAUCAGACCCCAGUUCAGGAACCAUUUGACUCUGUCCUGCUUUCAGUCAUUAUAGGCACUAACAACAAAUAGAGGUGUGGCUGGUGCAUUGCAAAUGUGUAUGGAUGCAAUGCCCAGCUUCUAUCAACUUGUCAUUGACCAGAAUCAGAGGUGGACUAUGAAGUCAUUUACAGAUUGCAUGCAGAGUCAAUACGGGAAAAAAAGCCUAAUUAAUCUGUGAUAAUAAAGGAGUUGAAACAAGAACAUAUUGAAUGACAUCAGUUAGCUUCACCAUAUAAGUAGAAAAACACCAAGACCCCUUUUAUUAACAGUGAGUUGACCUCCCAUUUGACUGUCGUCAUUAAACAGAAAUGGUUGUGAAAGCCAACAGGAGAUUCCUUGUCAGUCACAGCAGUCUGCUUGCUAGCACAUUCAAAUGUCAAAUGAAAAGCAGAACGAACCUGAUGUAUCUGAUCCCUCAGAUCUGUGGUUAAGGCUUAAGUUUCUCUCUCUGUGGGAGUCCUCUGCUAAUGAGGUGGACUGUUGGUCUCCAGUGAUGAUCUGCGAUGAUGAUGGGCGGUUUAUUUUCCCAGGAAUCACCACUGUGCUGACCAUGACCACCAUCAACACUCACCUGCGGGAGACCCUUCCUAAAAUCCCUUACGUCAAGGCCAUUGACAUGUACCUGAUGGGCUGCUUCGUCUUCGUCUUCCUGGCCCUGCUGGAGUAUGCCUUGGUCAACUACAUCUUCUUCGGCAGGGGACCCCAGCGCCAGAAGAGGGCGGCUGAGAAAGCAGCUGUAGCCAACAACGAGAAAAUGAGAAUAGAUCCAAACAAGGUACAGUACACACCAUGCACUGUACACUACCGGUCAAAAGUUUUAGAACACCUACUCAUUCAAGGGUUUUUCUUUAUUUUUACUAUAUUCUACAUUGUAGAAUAAUAGUGAAGACAUCAAAACUAUGAAAUAACACAUAUGACAGCUUUGCACACUAUUGGCAUUCUCUUAACCAGCUUCAUGAGGUAGUCACCUGGAAUGUAUUUCAAUUAACAGGUGUGCCUUCUUAAAAGUUAAUUUGUGGAAUUUUUUCCUUCGUAAUGCGUUUCAGCCAAUCAGUUGUGUUGUGAAAAGGUAGGGGGGUAUACAGAAGAUAGCACUGUUUGGUAAAAGACUAAGUCCAUAUUAUGGCAAGAACAGCUCAAAUAAGCAGAGAGAAACAACAGUCCAUCAUUACUUUAAGAAAUGAAGGUCAAUACGGAACAUUUCAAGAACUUUGAAAGUUUCUUCAAAUGCAGUCGCAAAAACCAUCAAGCGAUAUGAUGAAACUGGCUCUCUUGAUAAACAGGAAUGGAAGACCCAGAGUUACCUCUGCUGCAGAGGAUAAGUUCAUUAGAGUUACCAGCCUCAGAAUUUGCAGCCCAAAUAAAUGCUUCACAGAGUUCAAGUAACAGACACAUCUCAACAUCAACUACUCAGAGGAGACUGUGUGAAUCAGGCCUUCGUGUUCAAAUUGCUGCAAAGAAACCUCUACUAAAGGACACCAAUAAGAAGAAGAGACUUGCUUGGGCCAAGAAACACGAGCAAUGGACAUUAGACCGGUGGAAAUUUGUCCUUUGGUCUGGAGUCCAAAUUUGAGAUUUUUGGUUCCAACUGCAGUGUCUUUGUGAGAUGCGGUGUGGGUGAACGGGAUGAUCUCUGCAUAUAUAUUUCUCACGUAAAGCACGGAGGAGGAGAUGUUAUGGUGUGGGGGUGCUUUGCUGGUGACACUGUCUGUGAUUUAUUUAGAGUUCAAGGCACACUUAACCAGCAUGGCUACCACAGCAUUCUGCAGCGAUACGCUAAACCCAUCUGGUUUGCGCUUAGUGGGACUAUCAUUUGUUUUUCAACAGAACUUUGACCCAACACACCUCCAGGCUGUGUAAGGGAAAUUUGACAAAGAAGGAGAGUGAUGGAGUGCUGCAUCAGAUAACCUGGCCUCCACAAUCCCCCGACCUCAACCAAAUUGAGACGGCUUGGGAAGAGUCGGAGCGCAGAGUGAAGGAAAAGCAGCCAACAAGUGCUCAGCAUAUGUGGGAACUCCUUCAAGACUAUUGGAAAAGCAUUCCAGGUGAAGCUGGUUGAGAGAAUGCCAAGAGUGUGCAAAGCUGUCAUCAAGGCAAAGGGUGGCUAUUUGAAGAAUCUCAGUGUGUUAUUUCAUAGUUUUGAUGUCUUCACUAUUUGUCUUCACUAUUAUCUACAAUGUAGAAAAUAGUAAAAAUAAAGAAAAACCCUUGAAUGAGUAGGCGUUCUAAAACUUUUGACCGGUAGUGUACAUGGUUUUCACCUUCAUAGAAUACCCAGUAUUUUAAGGAGUAGCCCACUGGAUAGAUGAUACAAAUUACUGUAUGUAAUCACAGGCUUGAAAAGAACCAAAUGCUCUAGGUAGUGAAUCAUCUUUGUGUACAUUUAGAUAAAUUCUUAGUUUUCAUACAAUGCUUACUUUAUAAAAAUAUGACUGCUUAGUCUGUCCUGUAUCGUGAAUCGCUGUAUUAGUUGUUCCUGUCCAGUCUGUCCUCAUAAAUUCACUGUGAUUUCACUGUGAACCCACAAACACACAUGCACACUAAUUUGAGAGCUGACCGUUUCAGAUGAAAGCAGUGGCAUGACCUGAUUCUUGAGCUUUACUGUGGAAUGAUCUGGAAUGAAUCUGAUGUUUUCUCUUUUUCUUCUUCGCCUUAUGAAAGUGAAUUUAAUUAUUGAAAGAACUGACUGUGAAGCUAAAAGUAGUGAAGACAUGGAAGGUAAUAGUGUCACCACUUCAAAUGGGGGGGUAGAUUAAUGCUACUCUGCCUUACCGUCAAGGAGAACAAGCCUUAAUAAGCCUACGCCAGUCCUGUGUUAAUUCCAAAUAAGGCUCUUUGCCACCUGAAACACAGGCAGAGAGAGUGAUUUAUCACUGUGUUCUUUUGCCUAAAUGAAAUGGAAUGAAAGGCCAAGAAACAUUUAAAGCCCCUAAGAGAGCCUGUGGAGUUUAUGAAGUGAAGAGUAGUCUUCCUGUUACAUUUACCUGUUUUAAGCCUUGUUUAUACCUGGUGCUAUUGCAGCGUUCACGUGCUAGUCGGAACUAGAAAAUGUCCGACUUGCUAAUAGGCUGUAGUUAUGCACGUGCUGCGUUCAACCAGUUAGCAAAUCGGAAAUUGCAGAGUUUCCUAGUUCCGACUAUUAGGUGAACACGGCAUAACAUGUGACCAGAUUUCCUGGUCCCUCACUAUAUGCAGAUUAUUUGAUAAUAAUAUGUAUUAAUUUAUUUUAAGGCUAUUGAUCCCAUAGGUCAGUGGUGCUACCUGUCAAUUAUUUUAGAGACCGGUAUAAUGAUGAUUUAAAUGGUUUGACCAUCCAGAUCUGUUUAGACUUGAUUGUUAUCCAGAUACAAUGGAUCCUUGACUACCUCCGGAGGUGGUCAGGAAGAUCUGAUCACAAUCCGAUCACAAUGCAUCUUUUAAUCAUCUACACCUGUCAAAAAAAUGUGGGCACAAUCAGAAUGUGGACAAGAUCAAGAUAAAGGACACAUGUUAAAGCCAGGUAUAAACGGGGCUUCUAUGUCCUGAAAAUUUGAUUAAGUAUUGUAAAAGCUUUUCUCUUAACUACAUGUUAAGUGGGUUAACUGAAUGAACACAGGGUGUAUCAGACUCUGUUCUGUUUUCAGGUUGACACUUAUAAGAGAAAAAACAUGCAUUGGAUAGAGAUUUGGAUGUUGUGGACUGCAUUUAAAUAAAGGGAUGAAUAGUAGUUUCCUGUAGUACUAAAUUGUGAGUAAAAGUAUGUUUUUUUUCAGUGAAAUGUGAUAAUUGCAGCAACUGCCUCUCUGACCAUGGUUACAUUAAACAGAAUUGUCUAUUUUGUGUUCCCUCUCCUAGCAGCUGACCCAAGUGACUAUAAUGAUUGUGUAUGUUUUCAGUGGUUGGUGGGAAAUGUAGUUCAGAGAGACGAUACUCUGUAUGCGAGAAUGAAACAGAGGGAUAUUGACGCUCAUGACUCAAUGUGGGAACCAAUCUUUGUGGACGAUGCAGCGAUGGGACUAGGCGAGCAAAAGAAUAAGGUACUUGAUUAACAAUUGAUAGUGACAACAUACAGUAAAAUGCACAGUAAAAAGAACCCAACUAGAACCACUUUUGUAUUUCCUUUACACCACUUAUUAAAUUGUACCUAUAGUUUCCACCACCAUCAUUGUCCUCCCCUCCACUUUUAGACACUGUUUUCCACAUUCUAAACACAUUUUCAUUUUAUGUACUUAUCUGCCGGACUAUAUAUGGUAACAUCUAGCAAAUAAACACUGUGAUUGAUAGCUUCCCAUUUUAGUAGAUGGUGAAUACAUGAUAAGCUUCACUGUGCAAUCAUGUGUGAAAUUCACCUUGCCCUUUCUGUCCUCAACCCUCUACCAUAUGGUAUUGUACAUCUUCUGGAAAAUGGCGGAAAAGCACCUCGUCUUUCCAGGGAGGGAAUUAUCGGCAGUGGUGGAAAAAGUACUAAAUUGUCAUACUUGAGUAAAAGUAAAGAUACCUUAACAGAAAAUGACUAAAGUAAAAGUGAAAGUUACCUAGUAAAAUACUACUUGAGUAAAAGUCUAAAAGUAUCUGGUUUUAAAUGUACUGAAGUACAGUGGUAUAAAAAGUACUCUGUUGUCAUACUUCAGUAAAAGUAAAUGCUAUACAUCAAAUUCCUUAUAUUAAGCAAACCUGACAGCACAAUUUUCGUAUUAUUUUUGAUUACGGACAGACAGGGGCACACUCCAACACUCAGACAUCAUUUACAAACACAGUAUUUGUGUUUUGUUUGUCCGCCAGAUCAGAGGCAGUAGGGAUGACAAAGCAUUAUAUUGAUAGGUGCCAUAUUUCUGUCCUGCUUGAGCAUUCUAAAUGUAACGAGUACUUUUAGGUGUCAGGGAAAAUGUAUGGAGUAAAAAGUACAUUAUUUUCUUUAGGAAUGUAGUGGAGUAAAAGUAAAAGUUGUCAAAAAUAUAAAUAGUAAAGUAAAGUACAGAUACCCAAAAAACGACUUAAGUAGUACUUAAAACUAUUUUUACUUAAGUACUUAACACCACUGUUUACCGGUGGCGCUAGCCACAUGGCAUGUGGGGUUGAGGUGGUCAGCCAGAGACGACUCCACCGGGAGAAGAGUGAAAAACCCGGAUUCCUCCAUUCCUAGCAUGUCCAGGCAAGGGGUGUUGAGUUGAAGGAACAAAAUAGCAGGCACAAUUACAAACAUAUUUAAAUCUAGUAUUGGAUGACUAAAACUACUUAUACGACACAAAGUGUAAACAGUGAUAAAGAUAAAAGACAGUGACAACACCAGUGUUGGUGUUUAUCACCAUCACUGUUUACACUUUGUGUCAUAUAAGUAGUUUUAGUCAUCCAAUACUAGAUUAAAAUAUGUUUGUAAUUGUGCCUGUUAUUUUGUUCCUUCAACUCAACAUUGUCAGGGAGUAUAACUCACUGAAAGAAAGAAGUAAAUACAGUAUGUCUUUCACAUUCUAUGGUAAAAGGGACCCACAGUUCACCCAAAUAAACAUUAAUUAAUUAAUAUAAUUUAUUAUUUUUUUUAAUUAUCAGGAGGGGCUGUUAUAAAAUUGUUAAGAGGGAUUUCUUGGUAUGGAUUCUAAAUGAAGACAUUAGACCUCAGGCUAUUCAUUCAUUGCUUGUAGCAUAAUUAAUAAUACAUAUUAAGAGUUUCAAUCCAAAACUAUAAAUCCAUUUUCAGAAAUGUUGGUAAAUUAGCUUUUAUUGUUUAAAGAACAUAUGAAAGAGAUUGGUUGUUUUUUUCACCAUCUAAUCAUGGCAUGGCAGACAUGUAUUUAUUUGAAAUCUAUCACUUGAUGGUUUCAUUUCAGAGAGACAAAUAAUCCAGAUAAUUAAGUAGUACUGCUAGGUUCCAUUUAAAAUAUAUAGUUUUGAUAUCACACUUAUGGGGAUUCACUCUAGCGGAAUCUCUAACUGAAGUACCAAUCACAGCAUCUGUUGGAGACAGACAGGUCGAGAGGCGAAUGAGUUGAGCCCCGAGGUUGACACUAAGAAAUGUAGGACUCCAGCUCCUGUCGAUAGUGUUGAGUACUGACCGAAAGGAAAGUUUUGCUUCAAGUAUAAUUAAUUUCCUACUCCUAGCUAUCGAGAGUUGGUGAAUCCUUGCCAAAGGGCUUUAGCUAACUUGGCUAGCUAGCUGGAAAGCUAGCUAACCACACCAUCAUUACUACCUGCAACAUGGUACUAUUGUUAGCUCCCUUCUCUCAUCUAAUUUUCACUUACGUUUACUCGUGUUAAUUAGACCGACUGAUUGCCUCACAGCUCUACGGUUGUGGGAGUAUAUCUACCCAAAAGCGAAUUGCCCCAACGCGGUUCCCUUCAGCUAGCACUGUACUAGCUACGAGGUAACUGCUAGCUAGCUAACGCAUUACUAGCCUCGCGGCUUAGUGUUCACACAGUGCUCACCCUAGCUAGCAUUAGCCGCAAGGCUUCUAAUUAGCUAGCUCCCGCGUAACAACAGGCGUCUUCAUAUCAGCAAGCCCUGCUCUGUACAAUGGCUACUGCUGCCCCAUCCCAAGGCGAACCUAGCCAGGCACUCAAACCCUCAAGUUCUUUUGCUUGCGUUUCUAUGAUUGCGGUGAAGGAUUUUCACCUUCUAUGCAUCAAUUGCCUGGGAAGGGAACAUGCUCAGGCAGCACUCGAUGACCUCAAGUCCUGAGAACAUUGUAAAGUACUGACUAGAGUCGAUUCCAUCCCCUCACUGUCUGACGAAUUGGUGCCAGGGAAGGUGAGCUAUGGGAUGACGAGGACAAUGGCGGGAUUCAUCUCGUGGGUCUCCUCGACUUUGAAACUGAGAUGGAGGGUGAAGACACCACUCUUCCAUCACCAGUCCCCCAGGAUGGAGGAGCUGCAAAUCUCCCCCACUUGAAAUUUGGGCUCUUUGACAUUUGCAAGCGAGCCACAGCCAAACUCGGCAUCGAGUGGCCGGCUCCCUUGUGAGGUUAGGGUUCCGUAAGGGACCUGUACGAUGGGAAGAGUCUUCCAUACCACUCGGCCCCAGUCAAGCAACUGCUUCUCGCAGUACCCUCUCCAGCAAGAUCCAGGUUAGUGGUGCCCCUUGCCUGGACAUGCUAGGAAUGGAGGAAUCCAGGUUUUUCCACCCUUCCCCCAGUGGAUCCGUCUCUUGCUGACCACUUCAACCCCACAUGCCAUGCUGCUAGUGCCACCAGUAAUUCCCUCCCUAGAAAGACGAGGUGCUUUUCAGCCUCCAUUUUCCAGAAGACGUACAAAGCCUCGGCCAAGUCAAUCAGAGCACUUAAUGUGACCUCUUUAUUGUUGGCAUAUCAGGCUGAGUUACUGGAGGAGAUGGGGAAAGAACUGGAUUUGGAUACCCUAAAUCCAGAUACUUGAGAUGAGAUCUGUAUGAUUACAAACCUUAACAUCCACGCCAUCCUUAGCGCCAUCCAAAGCUGUGGUCACACCAUAAGCGGUAGUGGGAGAGAUGGCACUUUGGUUAAGCCUGUCCAGCUUAACAGACAAAGAAAAAGUGGAGCUGCUGGAUGCCCCAGUGACACCCAACGAGUUGUUUGGGCCCACUGUCGCCGCUAUGCGGCAGAAGUGUGACAUGCAUAAGAAAGAAGGCGAAGCCUUCCCCACAAACCCGGGCCCUGUGGCAGCCCGUUGGUCACAGCAACCUGCUCCACAGCGGAUAAGGGGCAACAAGCUGGGCAAGGCGCAACACGCUGUGGACGCUGCAAGGUUCCGCCCUCUCAACCCCCCGAAAGGGGGCAUGAAGGGCCAGCCAACUUAGGGUGCAGCCCUAGCGGCAGAGGAAUAUUGUGUCCCUGCCCUAUCCAGACUCUUUCGUGUUCAACGUGAGCCACUCUCUCCUUAUGCGAGUGCGUUUUGAAUAGACCCCGUUCACUGUGUAGCAGCACAUCCCAUUUAAUUGCUCACAUGGGAAUGUGGAGGAGAAGCACUUUACCCCCGAUUGCCAUCCCCCUAUAGGCUCUCCCCUCGUCACCCUCAAAAAUCAGGUUCCAGCCAGGGAUGAAAGUCAGCAUGUCUGUUACUCCUGAGUCUGCAACGCUCUGACGUUUUCCUAUUUACACUGCACUUGAUUCAUGCAGUGGGGCCUGUGCCCGCUCUACCUCUCCUAGCCGGGAGCGAGCGGCUGGGGAAAUGUUUGUUAUUGAUAGCCCUACUUUCUGAGGGAGGGCCAGACAGACCAGGCACAUAGCUAGCUGUUCUACCGGAUUAGGAUUAGGACAUCUGGGUCACCAGGAUGUUUCCUUCUUCCUUUUAGCUACAUUGGUUGACGACUUACGUCAUUGUGUCGGCUACUCUCUUGCACGAGCACCCGCUCGGUGACACAGUAUACCUAUGCCUGUUGCCACUCUACUGAGGGCACAGUCCUAGAGGAUCAAGCAUGUUUUGAGAAAAACACUAUGCAUAUGCCUCGAACACAUUACGAGACAGCCCAGUUAACUGGGAUACUCUCUGCCCUUGCGGUGUUAUCAACUUCUGAGAGUCCGUUUUUUGCAUCUAUCCAGACUGACUCCACAUGAGAGUAGUUUGGAGGCUCCAUCAAUAUAUGGUGGUAACGUACCUCUAGGGAUGUACCUGUAAUGUACCUUUGCUUCUGUCAAGGGUGAUGCCCCACACUUUCCCUCCGUUAGCAGAGUGAGGUAACAGGCUUAUCUCGAUGACCAGGGAUGCCCUGGUUGGCGGAGAUCACUCUCCUGCUAACAACCAUCCCUGGCGGUUGCCGUUACGCAGGGAUCGUCAGACCCAUGCAUACUGAGAAAUGGACCACCCUCACCCAGUGCAAUGGCCCUCUGGCCGUGGCCCGUGAGAUGUAAAGACUGAAUGCGACAGACCUACCACUCGAGAUCAUCAGAAUCCAGAAUCUUUACGCUCACUGUGGAAACUAGUAAUGUGCUUUUGAGAAGUGGUAUGACCUGAACAGAUCAUUAUCUUAAUGCUCUGUAUCCAGGACUUUUUAUGCCUCAUCGCCCAACCUUUCUUUUACAAAAGAAAACAUGUUUACAAAUAAAUAUCAAUACAGUAAUAUGAGAUCUGUAUGUAAAAUAUUUACAUUUGAGUCAUUUAGCAGAUGCUCUUAUCCACAGUGACUUAGAGUUAGUGCAUUCCUCUUAAGAUAGCUAGGAUGAGACAACCACAAAUCAGAGUCAAAUAUACAGGAUAAGAACAUUGCAUACCAGCUAAACUGAGUGUACAAACCAUUAGGAACACCUGCUCUUUCCAUGACAUAGACUGACCAGGUGAAUCCAGGUGAAAGCUAUGAUCACUUAAAGGACAUACAGCCAACUUGACACAACUGUGGGAAGCAUUGGAGUCAACAUGUGCCAGUAUCCCCGUGUAAUGCUUUUAAAAUCUAAAAAUAAUGAAUAAAAGAUUCUGAGAACAGUGAUAUUUUAUACUCACAUGAAGGUACCCAUAAGCAAUCAUUUCUGAUGAAAAAAAAACGUACAAAAUUGGUGGAUAUAGCAUUUUGUAACUAAACUCUUUAUAUCAUUUCUCACCUUCUAGAUGGACCCACACGAAAACAUUCUACUGGGCACCAUAGAAAUUAAAAAUGAGAUGGGAGCGUCGGAGCUGACCCUUGGUCUCAGUGACCCCAGGAGCACAAUGUUAACUUAUGACAGCUCCACCCUGCAGUACCGCAAAGCAGGGCACAACUUUGGACGCAACACUCUGGAGCGUCAUGUGACUCAGAAGAAGAGCCGGCUACGGAGGCGUGCUUCCCAGCUGAAGAUCAACAUUCCCGACUUGACUGAUGUAAACUCUAUCGACAAGUGGUCGAGAAUGAUCUUCCCCACUGUCUUUUCCUUGUUCAACAUUAUCUAUUGGCUCUACUACGUCAAC
Coregonus sp. 'balchen' is the source of this 21366-nucleotide messenger RNA. NCBI's taxonomy places the organism in Eukaryota, Metazoa, Chordata, Actinopteri, Salmoniformes, Salmonidae. The record is from the annotation of a GenBank genome assembly.